AAGACUUCCGCCCCGCAGAGGACGUUCCUCCAUGUCCGCCCAGCUCUAGUUCUGCGCAGUCUCCUCGAGUUGUUUGUCAUCUCUAUGGCAACCCAGUAGCUCCGAAGAUGGAGACCAACGCUGCUAAGGAGGGAUCAUUGUCGCGAUCUAUGGACUCACAGCCCAGCUCCGAAGGACUGGGGCACACUUCGGAAACGUUUUCUUCUGGAGGUCCUGGGUCUGCCCCGAUGGCCGCGAGCACAGCAGCUGCGAAGACUGCAUCAGCUGCUGCACCCACAGCAGCCGUUGCCCACCCAGCUGCUUUGUCUACCAAAAGCUCAGAGCCCUGUUCUGAGUUCACGGAGCUGUCCUCUAACCUCAGUCUUCCUGGGGAUCCCUGCACUGGACCCAGCUUUACCCACAGGAUAGGCAGUGGGAGUCUUGGCUUUGAGCCCUCCUAUAUUUCCUGUAUUGCUCAGGAUCCCUGUGCUACAACUGAUUUUAGCUCUAGCCCGGGCCCUGGCCUUGGCCCUGGCUCUGGCUCUGGGUCAGGUCCUGGUGAUAGCUCUGUCCCUGGCUCUGGUUUUGGCCCUGGUGUUGGCUCUGUCCCUGGCCAUGGCCCUGGUCCUGGUGUUGGCUUUGUCCUUGGCCGUGACCCUGGCCCUGGCUCUGGCUCAGGGUCAGGUCCUAGUGGUAGCUCUGUCCCUGGCUCUGGCUUUGGCCCUGGUGUUGGCUCUGUCCCUGGCCAUGGCCCUGGUCCUGGUGUUGGCUUUGUCCUUGGCCAUGACCCUGGCCCUGGCUCUGGCUCAGGGUCAGGUCCUGGUGGUAGCUCUGUCCCUGGCUCUGGCUUUGGCCCUGGUGUUGGCUCUGUCCCUGGCCAUGGCCCUGGUCCUGGUGUUGGCUUUGUCCUUGGCCGUGGCUCUGGUCCUGGCAGUGGCUCUGUCCAUGGUCAUGGUCCUGGUCCUGACAGUAGCUCUGUCCAUGGCCAUGGCUCUGGUCCUGGUGGUGACUCUGACCCUGGCCAUGACUCUGGCCCUGACUCUGGGCCUGGUGCAGACUCUGGACCAGGCCCUGAGCACAGCUUCCACAUUCCUCCAAGGUUCAGAAACCUUGGGGCAGAUCUGGUCCCUAAUUAUACAUGUUGGAGUCCUUACUGCCACUGGGACACUCAGAAACAACCACCCUGGAAAUUUUUGCAAGUCUCAGAACCUGGUUCCCGAGGGCUAUGGAAGCCCUCAGAGGUUGAAGGGAAGCCUAAGUUUCUCUAUGAAACAUUGCCGCGGGGCCAAUGCCUCCUCUACAACUGGGAAGAAGAGAGAGCCACCAACCACUUGGAUCAAGUCCCAAGCGCCCAGGAUGGCUCUGAGAGUUUCUUCUUCCGACAUGGACACCAAGGACUUCUGACCAUGCAACUGCAAUCACCCAUGUCCUCCAGCACCACCCACAAAGACUCAUACCAGCCCCCAGGAAACCUUUGUCAGCCACUGCGAGGGAAGCGUGAAGCCAUGCUGGAAAUGUUCCUGUACCACCAGAUCUGGGGAGAAUGGCCUCGAUACUCCCCAGGGCUGCAUAGUAAAGAGGUACAGGUAGAGCAGGAACCCACAAGAACACUCUCUGAGGUGGAGUCUGUGACACACCAUGACUACCGAACAGAGCUGGUCCAAGCAGAGCCUCCUACCCCAACAAAGCCUCAUGACUACCAGCAGGAGCAGCCUGAAACCUUCUGGUUACAGAGGGCACCACAGCUACCGGGUGUCAGUAACAUCAGGACCCUGGACACACCAUUCCGGAAGAACUGCAGCUUCUCCACACCAGUGCCCUUGUCUCUGGGGCAGCCUGUGCCCUAUGAACCUGAGAGUUACCCUUACCGAAUGGGAGAAAUAUCUUCCCUGGCCUGUCAGGGAGGAAGGCAGGGUGGUGGAGGGAGGAGAACAACUCCUGUUUAAGGAUUAAGGAGAAAACUGAGAUACGGAUUAUGAAAUCUAUCUCUGUCUGUACUAGGGAAGGGAGCAGAAGUUAAUCUGUCCUUGAUAAAGGGGCUUUACAUAAAGGGUGCUCUCUUAUCCUGAGACUAC
Messenger RNA from Tupaia belangeri chinensis (Chinese tree shrew), 2054 nucleotides. It is a transcript of the gene SPAG8, whose product is annotated as sperm associated antigen 8. Bases 108 to 1925 code for a protein of 605 amino acids. Gene Ontology annotation, cellular component: cytoplasm; nucleus. Gene Ontology annotation, biological process: positive regulation of transcription by RNA polymerase II. The transcript is spliced from 7 exons. Gene Ontology annotation, molecular function: microtubule binding. The record is from RefSeq and is a predicted model, not a curated record. NCBI's taxonomy places the organism in Eukaryota, Metazoa, Chordata, Mammalia, Scandentia, Tupaiidae.